This is a messenger RNA of Hevea brasiliensis (rubber tree), 2297 nucleotides long. RefSeq names its product wall-associated receptor kinase-like 8. Gene Ontology annotation, biological process: protein phosphorylation; cell surface receptor signaling pathway. Lineage: Eukaryota; Viridiplantae; Streptophyta; Magnoliopsida; Malpighiales; Euphorbiaceae. The transcript is spliced from 3 exons. Bases 20 to 2161 code for a protein of 713 amino acids. Gene Ontology annotation, cellular component: plasma membrane. Gene Ontology annotation, molecular function: ATP binding; polysaccharide binding; protein serine/threonine kinase activity. The record is from RefSeq and is a predicted model, not a curated record.
AGAGAUCAAAACAGAGAGAAUGAUUGUAAAAUUAGUGCGUCAGGUGAGUUUCAGUUUGGCUCUAUUGCUAAGUAUUGAGUUGGCAAUAGCGGCGCCACCUAUGUCGAAGCCUAACUGUAAAGACCAUUGCGGAAAUAUUAGCAUUCCAUACCCCUUCGGAAUGGGCGUGGGUUGCUAUUUCGACGAAUGGUUUGAGAUAAAGUGCAACGAAAGUGCCCGCCCUCCUAGAGCUUUUAUAAGUAGAAUAAAAAUGGAGGUACUCAGUAUUGAUAUUAUGGGCUUCGCUACCGUCAAAAGUCCAAUAAUAUCCUACAACUGUCCCGGUAGGGAGGGUGAUGGGCCUAUCAACUUGACAGGAAGUCCUUUCUAUAUCUACCGUGGGAACUUAUUCAUUGCAGUAGGUUGCAACACCCGUGCUUUGUUGACGGAUGAGCCGCUCCUACGCGCUGGGUGUGAGUCAAGAUGCCAUGGCCAGAAGGACAUUGAUUGGGGAGAAAUGCUUCCUAAACUUUCAACAAUUGAUUCCGACGGAAUGUUUUACACAGGGAGCGAUUGUAAUGGUACCGAUUGCUGUCGCAUUAAACUAACUUCAAAAACUCAGGUUUUUAAUCCAAUUUUAAAGGCUAUAGAUGGGAAUCGAAGCACAGAUGGUUGCAAGAUGGCAUUUUUGGGUGUUGACGGGACACUAGAUUUUUCCUUUGUCCAGUUUCCGAUGUUGCUAUAUUGGACGAUCAAUUCCCCCCUAAUGAAAGCUGUUGACGGGGAAACCUUCUCUUGCUGGAACUACACAGUCAUUGAGUCAGGAAUCUCUUGUCAAUGCAAAGAAGGGUAUGAGGGAAAUCCUUACAUUGGAUGCACAGAUAUCGAUGAAUGUAAAACGGAAGAGCAUCGUUGUUGGAGAUUAGCAGGAUGCGUGAAUACUUACGGGUCAUAUAAAUGUGUGCUCGAGCCCAAAUGGAUUAUCAUUAUAGGCAUUUGUGUUGGCGUUCCAGUAAUGUUUGUGCUUAUACUUGGGACGAGGUGGUUAUAUAAAUCUGCACAGAAAAGAAAGAAGAUCAAGCAGAGGGAAAAGUUAUUCAAGAGAAUGUUACACCAACAAAUAUGUUCAAGCCAAGGCAAUGUUGAGACGGCUAAAAUAUUCAGUUUAAAAGAGUUGAAAAAGGCAACCGAUCACUUUAAUGUGAAUAGAAUUAUAGGCCAAGGUGGCCAAGGUACUGUUUAUAAAGGAAUGUUGGUGGACGGAAGAAUUGUUGCAGUUAAAAAAUCCAAGAUAGUAGAUGAAGCAAAACUUGAACAAUUCGUUAAUGAAGUUGUCAUUUUAUCACAAAUUAAUCAUAGGAAUGUGGUAAAACUAUUUGGAUGUUGCUUAGAGACAGAGGUUCCUAUGCUUGUUUAUGAAUUCAUCUCUAAUGGAACACUUUCUCGGUAUCUACAUGACCAAGAUGAGGAAUUUCCAUUUUUAUGGGCAAAGCGUCUGCAAAUUGCCAUAGAAAUUUCAGGAGCACUUUCCUACUUGCAUUCAGCAGCUCCUGUACCGAUAUUUCAUAGGGACAUCAAGUCGACAAAUAUACUCUUGGAUGAAAAGUUUAGGGCGAAAGUAUCAGAUUUUGGAAUUUCAAGAUCAGUUGCAAUUGGCCAAACUCACCUUACAACAAAUGUACAUGGCACUUUUGGGUACUUAGAUCCAGAAUAUUUUCGUUCAAGUCAAUUUACAGAGAAAAGUGAUGUUUAUAGUUUUGGUGUAGUGCUUGUUGAGCUGCUGACUGGACGAGAACCAAUUUAUUCGGAAAAGUCCGAAGAAGUAAUUAGUUUAGCAGCAAGUUUUUUGGAAAUGAUGGAAAAUAAUAAACUUUUUGACAUAAUUGACCCUCUAAUUAUAGAGCAAUUAUCCAUUAAAGAAGAAAUCAUGGUUGUUGCUAACCUUGCAAGGAGAUGCUUGAACAUUGAUGCAAAGAAACGACCUACAAUGAGACAAGUGACAAUGGAGUUGGAGGCAAUCUGGUUUUCAAAUGAAGAUGCAUGUGUUGAAGAAAACAUGGAAGAAAAUGAAUUACAGCUCCAGGAUAUUUCUGCUGCAUCUACUUCAACAUGCUCAAGUUUUGCUGCCGAUGGGACUUUAACAAUCGACAUUAAACCAUUGGUUUCUAGAAGUACUUGGUAACAAAGAAAGUCACUAGCAUUCCUUUUCCAUGUUGGAGAACUUGAAAAUAAGAUAUUUGUUUUUGGAGCUAGGAUUUUGCUUUCACCUGAAGUCGGAAUUUACAUGUGCCUUUUUUCUUUUCGUAUGUUGAUUUCAA